Messenger RNA from Scutellospora calospora, 685 nucleotides. The record is from the annotation of a GenBank genome assembly. Lineage: Eukaryota; Fungi; Glomeromycota; Glomeromycetes; Diversisporales; Gigasporaceae.
AGCGAAGGGCGUGUUGAUGUCGAUAUUCCAUUCCGCGAAAUUGGUUUUCAAGGAGUUCCUUUCAGGACUAAUGUUUUAUUACAACCCACAACAGAAUGUCUUGUUCAUCUUACGGACCCGCCAUUUUUGGUAGUGCCACUACCCGAUAUCGAAAUCGCACAUCUGGAACGUGUUCAGUUUGGAUUAAAAAAUUUCGAUCUUGUGUUUAUUUUUAAAGAUUAUUCUCGUCCUCCUGUUCAUAUCAAUACCAUUCCAAUGAACCAACUUGAAAAUGUUAAAGAUUGGUUAGACUCUGUAGACGUAAACUUUUAUGAAGGUACCCAAAAUUUAAAUUGGGCUCAAAUUAUGAAAACAAUCAAUUCGGAUCCUGCAGAUUUUUUUGAACAAGGAGGAUGGUCAUUUUUAAAAUUACACAGUGAGAAUGAAGAUUCUGCUGCAUCUUCGGAUUCUGCGAGUGAAUACAUGCAAAGUGAAGACUCAUUCGAAGAAAGUUCUAGUGACGGUAGUAGUUUUGAUGAAGAUGCAACUGAUGUCGGUGGUACCGAAUCUGAAGAAGAAAGUGAUGAGUCAGCCCCAGAUUGGGAUGAGCAUGAAGAAAAGGCCCGCAGAGCUGACGAACGUAAGCAUGGAACAAUCCGUGCGGAUGAAUCUGAUGACGAUCGCGGAAAGAAUAAAAAGUCUCGCC